This is a messenger RNA of Gymnogyps californianus (California condor), 2957 nucleotides long. RefSeq names its product fetal and adult testis expressed 1 (gene FATE1). Gene Ontology annotation, biological process: positive regulation of mitochondrial fission. The transcript is spliced from 7 exons. Gene Ontology annotation, cellular component: peroxisome; mitochondrial outer membrane. Lineage: Eukaryota; Metazoa; Chordata; Aves; Accipitriformes; Cathartidae. The coding region runs from base 78 to 902 and encodes 274 amino acids. The record is from RefSeq and is a predicted model, not a curated record.
GCGGCUGUUUACAUGUCCGACAGUUGCCUUGGAAUGCAAAAAAAAGGUGCUCAAGCAAUCUGAGGAAAUCAAAAAAGAUGUGGCCGUUUUGGGGACUGGACCUGAACCGAGUCCGCUGUGACCUGCUCUUCACAGAAGCCAUCAAUCAAAGGAUGCAGGUUCCCAAUAGGCUGAAGGUAGCUGAUAGCUUCAGCCCUGUGGACGAGGAGCCAGUGACAGAGGAUGUCCCUCCUUCCUUUCACAUGCACAUCCCUGAUAGAAUUUCUCUUGCAGAAAUACCAGAUGCCAGUUUGAGGCCCAUCCUGCUGAACCAGCAAAGGAAGGUCCCCUCUGUCAUGGUGCACGUGUCCCCAGAGUCCUCUGCGCAGCCCACCCACCUCGGGGAGCUCCCUUUUCUGCACGUAGCCAGCAGAUCAAGCUCCCAGAAACGCAAACGAUCGGGCCAUCACAGCAGCAGGUCGCGGCGGGAGAGGACUCCAAGUGACUGUGCCCAGCUGGCCUUGCACAGCCUGGGCCAGCACCAUGAGCGGCCAGAUGCGUGCCCCCUGCCCGCGCACAGUACCCCGCUCCCCCUCCUCAUGGAGACGGGCAGGAUCUACUCCAUGCGGAACAUCUUCCAGACCAUGUACCUCCUGGGCCAGGUGCUCUUCCACCGUGUCCGGGACUCUCUGCAAGACCCAGUGCCAUCCAGCUCCCAGGAGGCUGGCCCAGCCCAAGAGAGCAUCUUGGAGGAGGCUGGGGUGGCUGAGAUGGCAGCAAUGAGAAAGCAGUUGACGAGGAUCUCAGAGAGGCUCUGCGUGCUGGAGGAGCAGUGCAACGCCUGGCGGCAGAAGGAGGCCCUGGUCUACUCCGUGCUGAUCUCUGCCUGUCUCAUCAACACAUGGCUCUGGCUGAGGAGAUGAUUUCCUGUGCCCCGACCUCCCCUGCCCAACCCUGGCAGGGUGGGUGAGGGCAGGGAGAGGAUCCUUGCUCGCAUACUUGCAAACAGUAAAGCUACAUGUUUCUUCGUAACUUGACCUGCUUUUUGUGCUGUAGGCCCUUGAGGAUCUGUGUCCUUUAGGCCCCGAUUACAAUGAAAGUGCCUCUCCCAUGCUCUAGCAUCAGAGGUGGGUGAGGGAAACGAUGCAGUUGGACCUCGUGCCACAGCAGCUGGAGACAUGUGUCAGGGAGAGGUAGGGUACAAGGAGUACGGCCCUACAGGUGUAGUCCCUGUGGCUGCAAAUGCUCUGUGUACACUAGCAACCACCUUGUAUGUUUGAUGGGGUCAGUGCUUGUGUGGGAAGCUGCUGUGAAGAGCCCAGGUCUCAUAAGAAAUUGGUGGCUGAUAGAGGAGGUGUCUGUCCUGUGCAAAGCAAUGGGAGACCCUCUGGCCCUUGGGCUGUCUGCCAGAGGAGAUGCAAAACCAAGGUGUUGGGUGUUUGUGGACAUGGGGUCCUGUUACGGUCUUAGACUGUGGUGGGCGCAGUCCCCUGACCACGUCCCAGCUUGGAUAACUCAGUUCUGACCCCAUAAAAGUCCUCAGCCAACUGCUGUGGUCUGUUCCUCAUCUUCCACCCCAAAAGCUUGUGUAGAGUGGUUGAGUGUUUUUAAACUGCUCGUGGGUUUUCUUUUCUUCCUUGCGCAACCGCUCUUUGGUGGAGGUAGUACUGCCAAUUCUCCCGUGCCAUAGCCUCUGCUCUAGGAGGUAUGGAGCUGGAGGAGCCAGGAGCUCCCAUCCCUGCAGCCGCUGCUGUGCCACCAUCUCCUCGGCCCCCGUCCUGCUGGAGGCAGUUCAGCAGCAGGUUUGCAGAUGUUCAGAUCCAAAGUAAUUGUAAGAGCGCUGCUGGGAUCUGGGCUUAUCCAGGAGCUUGGCUCUUUCCCAGAGAGAUUUAAAUGGGAAGACUCCCCAUGGUGACUCCCUGAAUUAUAAGACCUCGUAUCAACAGUGAUAGCACCAGACAGGCCAUGGAAAAUUGCCCAUUUGGGCAGCAGUAGAUAUUUGUUAGGUUGCCAGUGCCAGAGGGCAAUAUCGCUCCCAGGCCUGCUGCCAAACUGUAACUUCAGUGAUGGUGCAAGAACACAGGUGAGGGGAAUUUUUGGCCCAGAUGCUCUUUAGCUAAAAACAAGCCUGGUUCAACAGCUUUGCUGUUUCUUUCCUUCUGUGGAGUUUAUUAACACUUGGAUCUGAGGUGACUUUGAGAUGCUUUUGGUGGUUCAUCCAGCGCAUCUGCUGGAGUUGUGCUUGCAGGCUCUGGGGGCAGGCUUUGGCAUGGCUUAACAGGACCUCUCUGUUCCACCUGUAAGUAAUUGUAGCUGGAUCUGCAGGUCAUCCAGAUGUCCCAAUAGCUCAUUUACAGACGUGGAUGCUUGGGUGUUUUCUGCCUGCAACUGCAUCAAGCACCCGUGACUGUAAAUCUGGCAGCUGGACAUUGACUAAUAAAUAACUGCCCCACAAGUAAUUGCAGGUCUGAACCUGUGCCUGAUAGCUGAGCUGAGGAGAGCACUGAGAUUUAUUGCAGAUGAGAGCUGGGAUGGUGUGGUGGGCUUGGUGUGCUGUGCCGUGACAGGGUGUAUGUAAGCGAUGGGAGCGGUGGCUCAGGGAUGGUUCCUGUGGCUUGUGGCUCAGGGAUGUGGUCAGGGUUUCCAGGGACCUUACACAAUGGGUCUGUAUAAGGGGGCUGCUGCUGUGUGACUCGUGCCAGGAAAGUACGUAAAUCAUUUGGCUGGUUUCUCUUCACUGAGAAGUGCAAACAUGUUUUGGAGGAAGCUUGUGGUUGUUUUUUUUUCAAGCUGUAUUUUAGGGUAAGAGGGUCUGACCCUUUGGGGGACACACCACCUUCAACGUGUGGAUUGAAGAUGUUUGGAGGAGAGCUGAUCGAACUGUAUGUGUUCUCAAAGGCUAAUUAUUGGCAGGUUGUAGGGGAUACAAUAUGACUUUUACAUAAGGCAUAAAUCCUGGUGUAAAUCUGGAAACACUG